This is a messenger RNA of Olea europaea var. sylvestris, 741 nucleotides long. Its product is annotated as heat shock factor protein HSF24-like. Gene Ontology annotation, cellular component: nucleus. NCBI's taxonomy places the organism in Eukaryota, Viridiplantae, Streptophyta, Magnoliopsida, Lamiales, Oleaceae. Gene Ontology annotation, molecular function: RNA polymerase II cis-regulatory region sequence-specific DNA binding; DNA-binding transcription factor activity. Gene Ontology annotation, biological process: regulation of transcription by RNA polymerase II. The record is from RefSeq and is a predicted model, not a curated record. The coding region runs from base 1 to 741 and encodes 246 amino acids. The transcript is spliced from 4 exons.
AUGCGGAGAGAGAAUGAAGCUAGCAUCCAGGUUGAUGACUCAUCGAAUUUUGACUUUAGCGAGGAGAUUAAGUCCAAAGAUUUAGAAAACACUCAAGAGGUUAAUGAUUCAGUGAUCUCAUGGAAUACGGCCGGAAACAGUUUUAUUGUUUGGGAUUUUCACAAAUUUUCCACUAUUCUGCUGCCUAGGUACUUCAAGCACAACAAUUUUUCCAGCUUCAUUCGACAGCUUAAUACAUAUAAAGGAAGGACCUUAUUAUCUUUCUUUACAAAGAGCGACAAAUCUAAGGGUGCUUCAACUCCUACGGUACCCAAUCCUCCAAUUGCUACUCCAACUCCUACGGUACCCAAUCCUCCAAUUGCAUCUCCUGAAAUUGAAUGGUCUUCAUCUUUCAAUGUUGAGUUAGAACCAUCUGAUUCUAUAGAACGAGACCCAGGAAAAAGAAAGCAAAUAUAUGAAUAUUCGUUUAAUGAACAGCAUCGGUACAAUCAGUAUUCUUGGUUGGAGCAUUCGCCUUCAACACAUAAAGCAUAUUGCUUUUUCUGCUUUCUUUUUCUCAAUGAAAAUGUUCCGCCUAAUAUUUCAUCAUUGGUUGCUGUUGGAUUUGAUAGUUGGAAGAGGGUUGGUCAGGGAAGUAAAUGUGCAUUUCUUGUUCAUAUUGGUACAACAUCUUCAUCAUAUCAUAACGGCUAUAAGAGAAGAGUUGAAGAUCUAAUGAAACCAACUCAUUAUAUUGACUAG